This is a messenger RNA of Manis javanica (Malayan pangolin), 945 nucleotides long. The record is from RefSeq and is a predicted model, not a curated record. Lineage: Eukaryota; Metazoa; Chordata; Mammalia; Pholidota; Manidae.
AUGAGCAGGGAAAACCAGACAUGGGUGAGUGAGUUCACGCUGCUGGGGCUGUCCAGCUGCUGGGAGACGCAGGCCUCCCUCUUCAUCCUCUUCCUGGCCAUGUAUCUGAUGACUCUGCUGGGGAACUCCCUCAUCAUCCUCCUUACCAGACUGGACAGCAGGCUCCAUACGCCCAUGUACUUUUUCCUCAGUGUCCUGUCCUUUGUGGACAUCUGUUAUACCAACAGCACUGUCCCUCAGAUGCUUGUUCACUUCCUGUCAGCCCAGAAGUCCAUCCCAUUCCACAGCUGCGUGUGCCAGCUCUACGUGUCCCUGGCUUUGGGCAGCUCAGAGUUCUUCCUGCUGGGAGCCAUGGCCUAUGACCGCUACGUGGCGGUGUGCCACCCGCUUCACUACACGGUCAUCAUGCAUGGAGGGCGCUGCCUGGGGCUGGCUGCCGGCUGCUUGGUGGCUGGUUUCACGAAUUCACUGAUGCAGACAACGACCAUCUUUCAGCUACCGUUUUGCCGUCAUGUUAUUAGUCACUUUGCCUGUGAGAUGCUGGCUGUGCUGAGGCUGACCUGUGUGGACAUCUCCUUCAACAAGGUCAUGGUGGCCAUCUCAGGAUUCCUGGUCAUCAUGCUUCCCUGUUUUCUGGUCGUAUUCUCCUAUGGCCGUAUAGUCGCUGCCAUCCUGCACAUUCGCUCUGCGCAGGGACGCCGCAAAGCCUUUGGGACCUGUGCCUCCCACCUCGCUGUGGUUUCUAUGUGCUUCGGAACAGCCAUCUUCACGUACAUGAGGCCCACGGCCGGCCCCUCAACAGAACAGGAGAAGAUGGAGAAGAUGGUCGCUCUGUUCUACGCUGUGGUGGCCCCCAUGCUGAACCCCUUAAUCUACAGCUUGAGGAACAAAGAGGUGGCGAGUGCCCUAAGGAGAGUGCUGAGAAAAUUUAAUGAAAAAAGGUAA